GCUCGUUGCAACUGGGUCCGAAACCGAAGCUUUGCCAUUAGCUGGCUGCAUCGCCGAGAGACGUUCCAUUUUAUUUGAAACAACUGGCCAGAUAACAAAGAAAGUGAGAUCAAGUCUGCGAGAUCGUGGCGAAAGAAGAAGAAGCUUUCCAGCGAGCUUCGCUGAAAGAGACUUUUUGCUUUUGGCCUCCGCGGAACUGACAAAUGUCAAAUACGAAUAGACUGUCGUGGAAUUAAGACGCGUUACUGCCACUGAACGGAUCUCGACACCUUGUUUUUGGCGGCCCUCCAAAAUGUCGCAAAGUGCCAUUAAGUCAGUACCCCUCUUGGGGGCAAUAUUUCUGUUCGCAUUCUCAUAUAAAGUGCAGUGUGAUGAGAGUGGCCUAAGGAAUUCGCGAUUAAUGCCAUUCUUCAGUGAACCCCAGCCGCAUUUCUACCACAACCGACCAGGUCCCGGACUAGUGCCCAGAAUUAGGUCACGUUCGGAUAACUUACCCCUGCUUUCCCUUAACCACAACAAGUUCCCGAAGGACUUCUCACUAAAAUCUCCACUACCUGCCACGGUUCAGCAUUUAAUGCGCCGUGAACACUCCGGAAAUGUUCCUUCCAAUGAUCAGAACCGACGCUAUCACUACGACCAGAACCAGCCCGGGCGAUUUGCCCAUGUUAAAGAUCCGGUUUUGGAUGUUGGAAAAAAUCAGUUUCCUCCAAAAUAUUUUUCCGAGCAGUACAUUCAAAAUUUCAAAGCCUCACCGCGAUUUAAUGGAAAUAUCAUCCUGAAGGAUCAAAAACCAGUAUACGCGCCUAUUCAACAGCAUGCAAUCCCCGUACAGGCUUCUCAAUAUUUGCAUUAUCCCAAGCUACUAGGUCAACAGGGCGGCAGUUUCAGCGUUGUUCCCUCUCAACAGACCGCGCUUCAAAAUAAUCAAUUCCCGCAGGAGCAGAAAAUGUAUUCGGUUCACGAAGAGUCGGAUAAUUUGUCGAAACCCGGGUAUAAUCAGGGAGUAAACUAUCACCAGGCUACGCCUCACCUAAAAGAGUCGAAGGACGCACAGGACUACUUGCAGUUUAUGAGCACCAACGAAUACUUUCUUCCCAAACGAGAUCCUGAUUAUAAAAAGUUGGACGCCGAGCACGACCAGCAGAAGCAAAUUCACCAAUAUCCACAUCAGCAGCAUUUGCAGCACCAGCCACAGCAGCCCCACCAGCAGCAGCAACAUCUGCAUUUGCAGCACCAACAGAAACACCAGCCACUGCAACAUCAGCAACUACAGCAGCUUCAGCCACAGCUUCCCUAUAAAUCUGGUGGUCUAGACAACUCAGCCUCCUCCAGUUACAAUGAGCCCAUACAAGUUUCUGAUUUGUUCUACCAGCAAGACCCAGCUCCUGCAAAUUCCGCAGUGGUUCGAGGAAGUUAUCAGGCCGGUCAGGAUGUGUUCGUGGUCAAGUCCGACGGCAACAAGGCCGUCAAGCAUGUGGUCUCAACUCCUAUGUCGGUGCAAACGUCGACCCAAACUCCCCCGAAGGGUCAACAGCUUGGAAAGAGUCAUAAGAGCUACACGCCAGAGCCAGUAAGAUUUGAAUUUACCGAACAGGAUGCCAUUAGGGGAUCCAUGAAGUACACUCAAUCCCCACAGGGAAAUCAAUUUUACUACGAAACGGUCGCCCAAGCAGUCCGGGAACCGGUUAAAACUCCUGCCUCUGUCAAAGAACUCGCUAAGCCCAUCAAAGAAUACAGCGACGACCCAGAAGACAGUGCUGAUACAGAAAACGGAAAACAGCUGGAGGAUCAGCAGGUACGCACCCUGCCAAGUGCCGCUACUGAAGAUGCUCAAAAAGAUACAGAAAGUUACUGCGAGAAAAUCUGUGCCAACGUUUAUGAUGAGAACGAUGAAAUAAUUUGUGGAUCUGAUGGAUACAUGUACACGGGAGAAACGCAACUGCAGUGCUAUUCAUCCUGCCUAAAUAUAAGUGUGACAAUUAAAAGCAAGGGAUCAUGCACAUGAAUAUGAAUAAACGAUAAAUUAACUUAAUUUAUUUUAGCGACCAUAAGAUUUGAAAAUUUAAGUGUUUUCUUUGCGUGGUUUCUGUCACUAUCAAUGUAACCCUUUGGAAUUUUUUAAAAUUUUGUCGAUUUUAUGAUAAGAUUUAAAUAUUCUUGAAUUUAACUGUACUCAUCUCGGUUUCCUAUACUAUAUUUAUUACGUGAUCAUAUCGUAUCAUUUGACAGUGAGUGUUUGUAUCACUUUACAAACACUCACUGUCAAAUGAUACCAACAUUUCAUUAAAACCAUUUUUUAAAUAGUCAUUAAAAAAGAAUUACGAACCCUAAAACUUAAAUAUAACCAAACAAUUUUACAAAACUUUUAAAAAGUCCAUUUUUUAAUGAUUUACUUUAAAACUAAGAAUACAAAUAAUAUUUCCAAAACUAAACGCUUUCAGGGAUAAGGUAACGGAUUCUAGUGAUAACAAAAAAU
Molecule: messenger RNA, 2476 nt
Organism: Drosophila kikkawai
Lineage: Eukaryota; Metazoa; Arthropoda; Insecta; Diptera; Drosophilidae
Molecular function (GO): protein binding
Source: RefSeq, a predicted model, not a curated record